AUGGCACACGUCGUUCCAGGAGUCCCAGGCACCCGCUUUCCCAAGCACUAUGCCAUGAGCAAGUGGAACGAAGACCAUCUGCGCUUUGAGGCAGACGCCUAUGAGCUCGAGGUCAUCGGAUCAAUCCCUACCGAGAUUCAUGGAGUCUUCUACCGCGUCCAACCAGACCACGCGUUCCCACCCAUCUUUGCCGAGACCGAGAUCCCUCUCAACGGCGACGGCAACGUCAGCUCCUUCACUAUCAAGGACGGUCAUGUGGAUUUCAAGCAGCGCUACGUGCGCACGCCUAAGCUUAUCGCAGAGCGUGAGGCCAGGCGCGCCCUCUUUGGCAGAUACCGAAACAAGUUCACGGAUGAUCCCCGAGUGCAGAAUGUUCUCAAGGGCACCACGGCCAAUACUCAUGUUGUAUUUCACGACAACAAGCUGAUGGCGCUCAAGGAAGAUGCUCGCCCUAUGGAGCUUGACCCCAUCACGCUUGAGACCCUCGGCUAUAUUGACUAUCACGGCACAAUGCGUGCCCCCACGCACACUGCGCAUCCCAAGGCGGACUCUGCCACGGGAGAGCUUGUGUCCUACUCUUAUGAGGCUGCGGGUGAAGCAACCCCGGACAUCUGCUCCUUCACCGUUGACAAGGACGGCAAACUUUCCGAGGAGGUCUGGUUCAAGGCACCAUGGCCCUGCAUGAUCCACGACUUCUGGGCCACUGAUAACUGGGUCGUCUUCCCUAUCAACGGUCUCAAGGCCAGCUUAGAGCAGAUGAAGGCUGGUGGUGACCACUUCUACUGGGACGAGAACCUUGACUACCAGCUGCUUGGCGUAAUUCCUCGCAGAGGUGCCAAGCCUGAGGAUGCAAAGUGGUUCAAGACACCUCAGGGUUGCUACUCGCACACCAUCAACGCCUAUGAGGAGGAUGGCAAGCUGGUUCUCGAUGCAAACGUCUGGACCGACGUGCACUUCCCAUUCUUCCCCAACACCAAGGGCGAGAGGUUCUUCACUGAUCCCCGCAAGGUCAAGGCACCCAUCCUCCGCUACAGGUUCGACCCCACGGCCAGCACGGACAAGAUGAUCCACCCUGAGGGGGUGCUCGUCGACGGUGUGAAUGAGUUUGGCCGCAUAGAUGACCGUCUGCUGGGCAAGAAAUAUUCGCGCGUGUGGAUACUCAAAAUUGAUCCCACUCGCCCUAUCAAGCUCAACGACCACGAGGAUGCCGUUGGAAAUGUCGGUUUCAAUACCCUAGUUUGCUUCAACUUUGACACUGGAGAACUGCAGUCAUACCGUCACGCAGACGAUACCACAUUCCAGGAACCCGUCUUUGUACCCAGACACGAGGGUGCUGACCCUGAGGACGGGUAUAUCCUCGUUGUGGCUGAUCGGUAUCGCGAAGGUCGCAAUGUUGUGCUGCUUUUCGAGGCUUCUGACAUCACGAAGGGACCCCUUGCUGAGAUCAAGCUCCCUUUUAAGUUAAUGGAUGGCCUGCAUGGUAGUUGGGUGGAUGGCAAGGAUGUUGAUGCAGCUAGAGCGGCCAGUGAGGCCCGACGAGCGAAUGGAACGAAUGGAGUUGCUCAUUAA
Clonostachys byssicola is the source of this 1569-nucleotide messenger RNA. NCBI's taxonomy places the organism in Eukaryota, Fungi, Ascomycota, Sordariomycetes, Hypocreales, Bionectriaceae. The record is from the annotation of a GenBank genome assembly.